Molecule: messenger RNA, 6178 nt
Organism: Dendroctonus ponderosae (mountain pine beetle)
Lineage: Eukaryota; Metazoa; Arthropoda; Insecta; Coleoptera; Curculionidae
Gene: Asator
Product: tau-tubulin kinase homolog Asator
Exons: 20
Coding region: 441-4121 (1226 amino acids)
Biological process (GO): signal transduction; peptidyl-serine phosphorylation
Cellular component (GO): cytoplasm; nucleus
Molecular function (GO): protein serine/threonine kinase activity; ATP binding
Source: RefSeq, a predicted model, not a curated record
AUUUCCAUUUAUUUAAAUUUGCUCAGUGAGUAUCUGGGACCUUAUUGAUGAAAAGCGCGUCUUUAUAAACAGAGAAAAAUUGUACAGACCGAAAGUCUGGACAACAAGGAGACUCCAGUGUAGUUCUGAGUGAAAAUUUGUUGAUGUUUAAAAGGAGCUCCCAAUUUUGGACUGGUUUUAAUUUACUGGAGUGUGUCGCGAUACAAAAUCCUGUCGGCUAAAAGUUAAAAAUUGAUGUGAGACUUUUUGAAACCAAACUGAAUUAUUUCGUUUGUUUUUGUGUGAUCGUGGUCAUUCUAUCCACAGAAAAAAAUUGCCGGUAGCAAAAAGUUUGAUUUUCAAUGAAUCUUAGAUUAUUGAGAAAUUUGUCUCAAAAUAAGCCUAAUUUAAUUUAAUAUUGUUUAUCAUUAACUCAGUGGACUUAAUAUUGAAUUGUAACAAUGACGGUUAUCAUAAGUGGACAAGACAGCUUAAAAGAUCCAGGUGCCCUAAAAAGGAAGUGGGCCAAGAAUUUAAGCUUGGAAAAUCACUUGGACUCAACUGAUCAAAAUAACAACAUAACAAUGACGUCGGAGGAUUUGCUGCAACCGGGGCAUGUAGUUAAAGAGCGAUGGAAGGUUGUUAAAAAAAUUGGCGGCGGUGGGUUUGGAGAAAUCUACGAGGGUCAAGAUUUACUCACUAAAGAACAAGUUGCCCUGAAAGUAGAGAGCGCCAGACAACCGAAGCAAGUACUCAAAAUGGAAGUGGCUGUGUUAAAAAAGUUGCAAGGCAAAGAACAUAUUUGCAGAUUUAUAGGCUGUGGUAGGAACGACCGAUUCAACUAUGUAGUUAUGCAACUUCAAGGAAGAAACCUUGCGGAACUCCGUAGGGCGCAACCCAGAGCGGCCUUCAGCCUCUCCACAACUUUGAGAUUAGGACUUCAAAUUCUUAGAGCUAUUGAAAGUAUUCAUUCAGUUGGAUUUUUGCAUCGUGAUAUUAAACCUAGUAAUUUUUCAAUGGGUAGACUGCCAUAUAAUUGUAGGAAAGUAUAUAUGCUAGAUUUCGGACUUGCUCGCCAAUAUACAACAACUACAGGUGAAGUCCGGGCACCUAGAGCGGCGGCAGGUUUCCGAGGUACUGUUCGGUACGCCAGUAUAAAUGCACAUAAAAAUAGAGAAAUGGGUCGUCACGACGAUCUUUGGUCUCUAUUUUAUAUGCUGGUCGAAUUCGUCAAUGGCCAAUUACCGUGGCGAAAAGUAAAAGAUAAGGAGCAAGUAGGACUGAUGAAAGAGAAAUAUGACCAUAGGCUUUUAUUAAAACAUUUACCUUCUGAUCUGAAACAGUUCUUGGAUCACAUACAAAGCUUGGAAUAUGCAGAUAAGCCGGAUUAUGCCAUGCUGAUCUCAUUAUUUGAGCGUUGCAUGAAGCGGCGAAAUGUUAAGGAAUCAGAUCCGUUUGACUGGGAGAAACCCACAGGAGAUUCCCAGCCAAUUAGUCAAGUUUCUCAAGUUCAGCCUCCUACUACCACUCCCACCACAUUAGCCAGGCAAACCACCAAACUACUUACAACUACUGAGAAUAACCAAGAGAAUAUUGAACCUACGGAUAAUAAAGAAAUCCAAAUUGAUGCCCGAAGAAGGAUAGAAGCCGAAAAUACAGCGCCACUAGCGACAGACACUCAAACCAAUGCUGGUAGGCCAGGAGUUGAUAAAAAUUGCAAUGCAACCGCCGUUGAUCAAACUUCGCGAAGGCGACGCGCAACUUCGCAUUUCGAUCAAGCACCUACAGAUCGAUUGGACAAUGAGGCAGCUGUCGCUUCGGCCAAGUCAACUUCCGAUGCUCCUCGUCCGGCUCCUUUGCGCAAAAGUCAAUCGGGAGCUGCUACUUUGGGCCGAUUGCGUGUUGCAACUCCUCCCCAAGGUCAAAGUGGAAGUCUAGGAGAGUCACCUGCCACUCCAGAACAAGAGCGGCCGCGAAGAAGAGCUCCAAGUGCGGCGAGAAGUUCGAGAGGGACUCGUGACCAAAGUGUAACUCAAUUUGCUGUGAUGGAUGACGAAAACGUGAGCCAACAGGUAACAAGAGGAGGUGCCUUAACACUUGUUAGCCAAUGGAAAUCUCAAUUCGAUGAUAGUGAAGAAACAACCGACAAUGAAUGGAAACCAGAGUCGCCGGAACAUCAUCGAGGCGGUGGAUCUCAUGCAGGUUCCAUUCACCAGUCCCACUUGCAAGCGGCUCCAGUUGAAUCAUUGGCAGGUGUAACACCUCAGACGCAAGCUGUCUUAAGCAAAAUAAGCGAAGACUCGAAAGCUAGUCACAGGAAAUACGUGAACAUUGCCGGAAUUGAGGAUUACCCUGAACUCGUUGGUGCUCUUCCUCGAGCUUGGUCGUGUCCUGCUCUUGGGCCUAGAAUCCGUCGAGCUCUUAAGCCUCCACUUCUGCAACAAGCGGCUUUCGACGAUUUGGUGUUCCGAAUGGAUGUAAUGCGCAACGUUGCGUCCAAGCAUAUAAUACAGGCAAAGGAGAAUGCGGAGGUGCCUAAAUUCAAUGCGGAAUUGGGACACUUUCCCAGCGAAAAGACUUGGACCAGCUUGCCGGCGGUUGAGCUAGCUGAAAAACAAGACUUCAGAGAGGAUGAGAAUGUAGAUGAGGGCUUGCAAGAGGUGGCAGGCAAACUGGAAAUUCGCGUGGUGCCAAAACCGCCUUCCGACACUAGCGUUACUACCUACCAAGCGACCACUAAUUCAACGCAAAUCACGGUGCGGCCUCAGUCACUUCCACCAAUUGCGACCAAAACUGUGGCAAUUCAAAACGGCACUGGGCAAAAUCCACCGUUAGAAAGAAUUGGCUCCCAUGAAAAGCCUGAGCGGAAACCGGUAGAAAGAACAAAAAGUAUUUUGAAACAGAGCAGUAAAGAGGGCGGAACUGGCGGAGAAAUCGGCAGCCCUAGGAAAGAAGUGGUUAUUUUUGCCGAUGGGCUGGUAGACAGAAAAGAGAAAGAUAAAGCCUGCCAGUCUCCAAGACCAAGAGUUCGGUCGCCACCUCCGACAGUCAGUCAAGUUGAUGCCAGCACACAUAGGAGAGAGAACGAGACAGAUCGAGAGAUCCAGUGCGAUGUCGCCGAUGUCCCUGCAGGGAACAAUACAACAGAUUUAAACAAGGAAAGUACAGGGCCAACUGCAAGCAGCACGAUAGAUAAAAAAAUUGGAACAGAUGUCAAAAAAGUUGAAACUGAAAGCAGUAGUACUGAAACUGAUUAUAAAGAUAGAGGCGAUAAGCGAAGGAAGUCGUCAUUUGGUAAACAAGGUUCCAACUUGAAUUUCGAACCUAUAGAAACGUUAAUGCGCAGUCAAUCUUUGAAGUCUGUUCCAAGCAACAAGGCUCUAUCCAGUCUACUGAAUAAUCGGGGCGCGGAUUCUCGAUCUGAGAGCAGUUCAGGAGCUUCUGGGACCAAUCAAGCUAAAUCCGACAUGGGGGGUGGCUUAAAAGAGAAAGCGAAUGAUGAGGAAAGACAACGACUCGUUGAUAGAGAUAAAAAUGGGCGAAAACGUGGCGAUGAUGGUAUGGUAAGGUGUUCGCCAGGCGUGGACUUGAGUUCAAAUCCCAACGUAACAUUUGUGACAGCUUCAAGCAUUCCAGAGUUAAGGGAGAAACGUUCCAUCGCCAACGGUCUUAGCCCGGGCAUGGAAGAGCAAUCCGAGUACUUCGACGCGACUGAAAACCCAACACAAAAAGACAAAAGGCAUGAACUGGAUGAUGAAGAUAGUGGUGUAGAUAACGCUAGUCAAAUUUUGCGAGAAUCAUCGACUAGUCCUGCAAUGGAAGGAGGGCGAAUAUCGAAAAUUCCGAUCUCUGUUAGUGGUGGCCAACGGCUGGCCAAGUGUAUGUCUUGGUCUGGAGAUCUGACCCCGGGCCUGCGAAGGCGCAGGCAAGGUGAGAAAUACGUCACCGACCCUAGUCAGCUAAAACUUAGGUUUAAAAGACAUUCAAGUAGCGGUCUGAGGGCAAGAGGGAUUUCUAAUUGCCUAAUUGAUGCACCGGAAAGCAGCCCUGAGUCAUCCGAGGGACCGCCACCUCCGCCGCCUGGAGGAGAACCUCCUGCAGAAUCUCAGGUCAGAUGCAGGCGAUUUCGACCUGUAACGUAGUGGAACCAUUGCAAAGUGGUUUGUUAUAAACCGUGAUCAUAAAAGUUAGAGCGGAGACACUUUACGUCUGGCCACAAUUAAUAUUUUUUGGCAAGUUUGAGGAUUAUCUACCCGAAUGAUUAUGUUGAAAUUUCAUACUAAAAUAUUUACCUGAAAUGUUUGGUAUUUUAUUUCGUGUAAAUGCCUAAUAAACUAUUUCAGUUUUUAUUCUACUUAUACCUUUAGGUCGGCCUUAAGCGCUUUUUAUUCCUCCAAGAGUUUUCACAGUCUGUCUUGAAGGUACUUUGGGCUUGUUGUGCCAUGUCUGUUAUUAAUUAACCUUUCGAAUCACUAAAUUUACUGAAUGUAAACUGCUUUGCAACUUUAAGUGAUUUAUUCUAGUUCAUCAGUUGUAAACUAUUAACUUUAAAAUUGGAUAAUUAAAACACAUUUGUUUUAUAACGUGUAAUUUCCGAGAUUAUUAAUUGAAAUUAAAAUGAGCAAUUUCAAAUGAAUUUAAAAAUUUCAGAUUUUGACUCGCUUUUAGGAAUCCGGAAGUACUGGUAGAUCUUUAUAAAAAAAUCGAAAUUGACAUAAACGGAGAGGGUUUAGGAAAAUAAAUUAUUGUUAUCUAAUGCCUAUAGAAGAGUUAUAUAAUGAUGGUAAUUUCAUUUGAAUAUCGCAUGAUAAAAGCAAUUUUGAAUACGUUAACUCGGAAAAUGGAUUUCUAUUCUAUUUCUAAUACAGACGGCUGUUUUAUUAUGCAAAUAUUUGAUUAAAAGCUUUAGAAUCUCAGAGAGCUUAGUCCAUCAUUGUAUAUAGUUGUAUCUUCAUCUAAAUUACAGAUAUUGCAUACACAUAUGUUAAAUAUUUCUGGCAUUUAUUCAAUUUUCAUCAAUCCUUAAUAUCUAAAAAGCUACUUGUAUAGCUUCGAUAUAUUGGCAGAAAUUACUGUGCUUUUCCUCUAUUAGGCUUUUAGCUUUAAUCAUUGAAUGAAUGACAGAAAUAUGUUUGUUAAUAGUAAUAACAUACGGUUACAGUAGUUAGAAAAGCACUCAAACGGUAGAUAUUUUGCUUGUAAGUUGCGAAAGACGUAUAGUACGAAACCCAACCAGUUUUCCUGCUAUUCCCUCAUUUAAAUAAAAACUUAAUUUCCAAUUUGAUUCUUUUCACACCAAUUAGAUCUGCCAGAUCAUUGGGCUGAUAAUUUUUGUGAAAACAUUUCAUUUCAACGUUCUUUAAGAAAAUUUCAAUUCACACUCCUAUUCGAGGAACAUGGUUUGGAGUUUCCAUUUCUUUUAGUUUCAUCUCCAACUUUGCGUUUUAGGAAAGUGCAUUCAUGUAACUCUAAAUGUUUGGUCUGGUUUAGUCACGUAUUAGAAACAUUCAGUGAACUACCAAAACAAGGGAUGACUAAACACGAGUUGUAGGAAGCCAUUUGUUCAUUUUAAUAUUAAAAUCGGAUAUGUAAAUUUUAUUUUUGUGAUUUAAACGUUGUGAUUGUGUGGGAUAUUUGGCAACAAUAAUGGGGAACCAAAUGUUUAUGUUAGUUGCUAAAGAAUGGACGUGCUUUAAUGUUUUACAUCGAAUAUUGUUUUCCUUAUUGUGGAUUACAAGUUAAAUAAUUAGCAGAGAUGUUGCAGAAAUUUGUAUUGCUUAAUGUUGCCAAGUUCCAAAGCGUUGUGAGAAUGCCUUUUGUUGAUUUUUGAGAGAGAGACCGUGAAUUUGAAAUAUUUCUAGUCUAUAUAAAAGCCAAGUAUUUUUUUAAGUACUUGAAUUUCUAUUCUAGUCAGUCGAAGAGGCGAUAGAAUUUUAAAGAAAUAUAAAUAAUGAUAAUUUAUAAAAAAUACUCUGUAAAAAUACUAUAUUUAAGGAGAUUGUAAAGGUUAUUGCAUAGGACGGUGAUUGGUUCGUUGCAAAUUUAUUUUUCUUUUUCUUUUGCCGCGUUUUCACAUUUCUGAUACUUUGGAAACGUUCUCUGUUUUAACCUGGAGAAUCUCUAAGAGAAGAAGAAAUAUACAUAGCUAUGAACAAUACACUCGAUUACGUAAAUAAACAACAAAAUAUUAGACUGCUAA